CAUUCCUAUCAGAGGGCAAUGUCAGUGUCACGAACAAUAAAAGGCCAUCGAGAUCUGGCGCCCCCAUUGUCACUGAUGAGGUCGGAUUCAUCGAUCAGCUCCAAGAGAAUGAUGAAGACUUUGAGGUGACCAUGGAGGUCGCGUUUUACGAUAGACGCGUGUCGUCGAACGACCUUGGACGAGGGCUGGACGGAGGGAAAUUCAGCAAAGCCCUAGCUUUGGAGGAUGAUCCUCCUGGAUUGAGCUCCAACUCACUG
This is a messenger RNA of Acaulospora colombiana, 257 nucleotides long. Lineage: Eukaryota; Fungi; Glomeromycota; Glomeromycetes; Diversisporales; Acaulosporaceae. The record is from the annotation of a GenBank genome assembly.